This is a messenger RNA of Catharus ustulatus (Swainson's thrush), 4348 nucleotides long. RefSeq names its product pancreatic alpha-amylase-like. Bases 523 to 2061 code for a protein of 512 amino acids. Gene Ontology annotation, biological process: carbohydrate metabolic process. The transcript is spliced from 11 exons. Lineage: Eukaryota; Metazoa; Chordata; Aves; Passeriformes; Turdidae. Gene Ontology annotation, molecular function: alpha-amylase activity; cation binding. The record is from RefSeq and is a predicted model, not a curated record.
GAGCCUGCGCUGCACCGAGCGCGGGGCUGCUGCGGGGCCGCCCGAGGGACACGGCUGCUGCGCUGGGCUGGGCUGGGCUGUGCUGUGCUGUGCUUGCCUGUCACAGCCUUGAGCAGCUCGGCGUUGGACACGGCUGCAGGUGUGCUGGGGAUGGCUGGGUCACGGCUCAGGCCCUAACCCAGCAAAGACAAGGUGACCCGAGUGCCCGGGGGGCCAGGGCAGCAGCGGGGCUCUGCAGAGACACCGGCUCCCACCUCCUCUGCGUUGCCAUCACUGUGACUCUCUUCCACAUGACCUCUCACCAUUUUAACAAAUUUCAAAAGCAUUCUGAAGAUAGAGCCUUCAGAGUGUGGUGAGGAUUUCAACAUCCUUUUCUGUUACUGCUUGUAUUGAAGGCAGAGCAGCCAUAAACCUAUUUCAGAGCAAUCUCCAUCAAAUCUUUAAGCACUCAGCUUUGGAGCUGGUCGGGUCAAGGAACAUUGACAGUUAGUAAGAAGAGCACAAGUGACCACAGAGCACUGGAUGGGGAUCUAUUUUCUGCUGUUAAUUGUGGGGCUGUGCUGGGGGCAGUAUGACCCCAACACCCUCCCAAAGAGAACCUCUAUUGUGCAUCUCUUUGAAUGGCGCUGGCAGGACAUUGCUCUGGAGUGUGAACGCUACUUAGCCCCUAAUGGAUUUGGAGGAGUUCAGGUUUCACCUCCAAAUGAAAAUGUUAUCAUUACUGACCCCAAGCAACCAUGGUGGGAAAGAUACCAGCCUGUCAGCUACAAGCUGUGCACAAGAUCUGGAAAUGAAACUGAAUUUAAAGACAUGGUGACCAGGUGCAACAAUGUUGGAGUGCACAUUUAUGUGGAUGCAGUGAUCAACCAUAUGUGUGGAGCUAAUGCUGGGGCUGGUGACCAUGCUACUUGUGGAAGCUAUUUCAAUGCAAAGACUGAAGAUUUCCCAGCUGUGCCCUAUUCUGGCUGGGACUUUAAUGAUCAUAAAUGUAAAUCUAGAAGUGGAAACAUUGAGAAUUAUCAGGAUAUAUCUCAGGUGCGGGACUGCCGCCUGGUCAGCCUGCUGGACCUGGCCCUGGCCAAGGACUCGGUGCGCUCCAGGAUUGCCGAGUACCUGAACCGUCUCCUGGCCAUCGGCGUCGCAGGCUUCCGCAUCGACGCUGCCAAGCACAUGUGGCCUGAGGAUGUCAAAGCCGUUUUAGACAAGCUGAGAGAUCUAAACACUCAAUGGUUUCCUGCAGGAACUAGACCUUUCAUUUACCAAGAGGUAAUUGACUUGGGUGGAGAGCCCAUCAAAGGCAGCGACUAUUUUGGAAAUGGCCGAGUGACAGAAUUCAAAUACGGUGCCAAACUGGGGACAGUGAUCCGCAAGUGGAACGGAGAAAAGAUGGCCUACUUAAAGAACUGGGGAGAAGGCUGGGGCUUUGUGCCUUCUGACAGAGCCUUGGUCUUUGUGGAUAAUCAUGACAACCAGAGAGGACACGGGGCUGGUGGAUCUUCUAUUCUGACCUUCUGGGAUGCCAGGCUCUAUAAAAUGGCAUCUGGUUUCAUGCUUGCCCAUCCCUAUGGGUUCACACGUGUGAUGUCAAGUUUUCGCUGGCCAAGAUAUUUUGAAAAUGGAAGGGACAUCAAUGACUGGGUUGGACCCCCAAGUAACGAGGAUGGCUCCAUAAAGCCUGUCACAAUCAACGAGGACACGACCUGUGGCAACGACUGGGUUUGUGAGCAUCGCUGGCGCCAAAUCAAGAACAUGGUUAUCUUCCGUAAUGUGGUGGAUGGUGAGCCUUUCUCCAACUGGUGGGACAAUGGCAGCAAUCAAGUGGCCUUUGGCCGUGGUAAUAAAGGCUUCAUCAUCUUCAAUAAUGAUGACUGGUCCUUGAAUGUAUCUCUGCAGACUGGUCUGCCUGCUGGCACUUACUGCGAUGUCAUUUCUGGGCAAAAAGAAGGAGACUUCUGCACAGCAGUUGAAGUUCAUGUUGCUGCUGAUGGCAUGGCUAAUUUCCUGAUUGGGAAUGAAGACAAAGACCCAUUCAUUGCCAUUCAUGUUGAUGCCAAAUUGUAACCAGAUGUGUUGUGCAUGUGCUGUUUCUUCUCCUCUGUAUCUUUAACAGCAGACAGAUGUGCAGAAUGUCCUGGCUCUCAGCACUGCAUGAACUGAGACAGAGCAAAUUAUAUUAGCUGUAAUACUAAUGAAAUGGUGAGCAGCUGCCAUACAGACACCUGGUGGUGCCAGGGCAGAUUUGGGAGUGGUGCCAUACAUCUGUGUGCAGCCUGCAGAGCCUGUCUUAGGAGGGGUCCCAUUCCCCUUUGCCAGUGGCACUGCCAUCCAUUGCAUGGGGUUAUUGAGGAUGGGUCCAUCUUGUUCUUGGCUGACAGUGGUGUAUUUUUCACUGGAAAAUACAUGCCAUUGGAAACUGAAAGUCAUGCAGUGACAUUCCAUCACCUGAAUGGGACUUGGUGAAUGGGAAUGGUGAUGUAAAAAUAUCCUCAGGCCCAUUUGAUUGUUCUCAGUAAUAUUGAGGAAUGAGGCGGUUUGUUUUCACUGGAUUGGUAAUCACAAGGUACAAUCACUCACUGGUUCCUUGCUGUUAGUGAGUAGAAAUGUCAUUUGCAGUAAUUUACUAUUUCACUGUAGUAGUGGAAAAAGAGGCCUUAAAGGGCUAAAAGGCCUUAAGGUCUGGGAUAUGAAAAUGAACAGGUGGAAAAUGGGACCUGCUUGUGUGUUUUGUCCUUGUAGACCAAAUCUGGGAAAGAGAAGGAUGCAUGUGACACACUGGUAUGGCUAGUUUCAAAAAGAACACACCAGAGGCAGUUCAGGUAUGAAGUCCGCUGAUAUUUCUGGAGUAACUCGUAAUAUUUUUUUGGAACUUUUUUUCCCUCACAGGUAUUCAUCAAAUGCCAGUGAUUUUCUAGUUUUGUAUUCUCUUGGAAUACUGUUUUAUUGUUAGUUUGUUUAUUCAUGGAGGAUUGAUCUUAUAAGUCGGUUCCAAAUGAAGACCUGAAAUCAUUUCAUGAAGAAAAGUCAAAGGUCUUUUUUUUUUUUUUUUAAGGAGGACAUUGUAGGUGAUGCAAGAAAGGACUUGGGCAACAGCUCUAGCUUUCAAAUUGAGUUGUAUGUCAGGCAGCUAAAACUCAUCUGCACUGUAGUUUGCAUCUGAUUUUGGGUUUUGUUCCUUGACUCAGAUGAAUCAUUGAUCACUUAAAGUGAGAUGAAACCUUAUGCAGUUUCUGCUGGAGAGGCAAAUGCAGCUCUGGUCACUUUACAUCAGCUGCUCUGCAUGACCCUGUGAAGAAAACCAGUAACAGUUCAACAGUCAUAGGCAAUGACACCAGAGAAACAUUAAGUGUGAAAAGGUGUCAGUUCCUAGUUGCCAGUGGGAUUCACCUGGUGAAGACCCACAACCUCUCCUGUGAUAAAUCUGUUAUUGACUAAACAUUGCUGCUGUAUUGGUUUUGCACUGCCUGGAUUUUGGUAGCCAGGGGACCACAGAGAUGGCUGCUGUGGGAAGCUGCUGGAAGCUUCCACCGUGUCCAGCAGAGGCAAUCCCUGAUGGCUCUGAAGAUGGACAUGCUGCUGGCCAAAACUAGGCCAGUGAGAGAGAUUGGUAAUUCCUCUGCGCUCAUAUUUAAGAAGAAAAUCAAAGCAGUCACACAGUUUUUCUUCUAGUCAGAGAAGAGGAGGAGGUGAGAACAUGUGAGGGAAACAUGGGGACACCAAGUUCAGAGGAGAAAGUGGCAGGAGGUGCUCCUCUAGGUGCCAGAACUGAGCUUCCUCUGCAGGCUGUGGUGAGAGCGUGGUGAAGCAGCUGUGCCCCUGCAGCCUGUGAGGAUCCAUGGGGGAUACAGAGAUCCACCCACAGCCCAUGGGGAAGAUGCCCAUGCUGGAGCAGGUGGAUGCCUGUAGGAGGUUGUGAUCCAGUGGGAGGCCUGGUGGAGGGAGGGGUCCUGCUUCCAUGGUGGAGCAGCCUGUCCUUGGAGGACUGCACCCCAUGGGAAGAGAGACCCACACUGGAGCAGUUUUGGGAGGCCUGUUUGCCCAUGGGAGGGACUCCUAUUGCAGCAGUUUUGGCAGGGCUGGUGCUCGUGAGAGUGGACCCACACUGGAGAAGUUCACAGAGAACUGUCUCCUGUGGGAGGGACCCCACAACCUCAUAGGGAAGGACUCCUCUCCCUGAGCAGCAGAAGAAAAUCUCAGUGAUGAACUGACCCAAACCCCCAUGCCCUGUCACCCUGCGCUGUCAGUGGGAAGGAGGGAGGGACUGGUGGGGAAAAGGUGUUUCAAGAGCAUAUUUUAUUUCUCAUUAUCUUCCUCUGAUUCUGUUAGUAAUAAACAUACUUUGCCACCUUAA